AUGUCGGUCCCGUCGUACGCCGGCCUCUCUGGCCCCUGGCUGAUGAGGGCCAUCACGGCUUGUGCUACCAUGGGGUUCUUGCUUUUCGGUUAUGAUCAGGGUGUCAUGAGCGGAAUUAUUGAUGCGAGACCGUUUGGCGAAGUUUUCACGCAAGUUCAAGGCGAUUCGACUAUUCAGGGUGUCGUCACGGCUAUUUACGAAUUGGGAUGUCUCGUUGGUGCUCUGUUCAUCCUCGGUGCUGGUGACUGGCUGGGUCGUCGUUAUUCCAUCAUAAUUGGCGCUGCGAUCAUGAUUAUCGGUGUUGUUCUUCAGGUCUCUUCCGUUAAAGGCCAGGUUCCCAUCGCUCAGUUCUGUGUUGGACGUGUCGUGACGGGCAUUGGCAACGGCAUGAAUACCUCCACCAUCCCGACCUAUCAAGCUGAAUGCUCCAAGUCACACAACCGUGGUCUGCUCAUCUGUAUUGAGGGAAGCACCGUCGCUAUUGGCACGGUCAUCUCCUACUGGGUUGAUUUUGGUUGCAUGUACGGCUCGGAUGAUCUCACCUGGCGUUUCCCCAUUGCCUUCCAAUGUCUCUUCGGCUUUAUCAUCAUCUUUGGUCUCAUGUUCUUGCCGGAAUCUCCCCGGUGGCUCUUCGCUCGUGAUCGCUACGAAGAGGGUGAAUAUGUGAUUGCCGCAUUGGUCGGUCAGGAAAUCAACCACCACGACGUCCAGAUGCAAAAGACUCUUAUCUUGGACUCUCUGCGAGUUUCUGGUCAGACCACUGGCAAGUCCACUCCCAUGUCUGCUGUAUUCACUGGAGGCAAGACUCAGCAUUUCCGCCGCAUGCUUCUCGGUUCUUCCACCCAGUUCUUCCAGCAGAUUGGUGGCUGCAAUGCUGUCAUCUAUUACCUUCCUGUCCUGUUCGAACAGUCCGUCGGCCAGAGCCACCUCAUGUCCAUGAUUCUGGGUGGUGUCAAUAUGAUUGUCUACGCUAUCUUUGCCUGUAGUUCCUGGUACCUGGUGGAACGUGUUGGUCGCCGCAAUCUGUUCCUGAUCGGUUCGAUCGGCCAGUGUCUGUCCAUGGUUAUUACCUUUGCCUGUUUGAUUCCAGGAGACCCUGAGCCUGCCAAGGGUGCUGCCUUUGGUUUGUUCGCCUUCAUCGCCACUUUUGGAGCGACCUGGUUGCCUCUGCCCUGGUUGUACCCGGCUGAGAUCUCCCCUAUCAAGACCCGUGCGAAGGCCAAUGCCCUGUCCACCUGCACCAACUGGACCUUCAACUUCUUGAUUGUCAUGGUCACCCCCAUCAUGGUCCGCGACAUUAAGUGGGGCACCUACCUUUUCUUCGCUGUUCUCAACGGCCUGUUCGUUCCAAUCAUCUGGUUCUUCUACCCCGAAACGGCUGGUCGCUCUCUGGAAGAGAUUGACCUUAUCUUCGCCAAGGGCUUCGUCGAGGGCAUUUCAUACGUCCGCGCUGCCGAGGAGCUCCCCAGACUGUCGGACGAAGAAAUCGAACGCGUCGCUGCUCAGUACGGUCUCGGUGUGGAUGUGGAGGCACCUGCUAAAGGCACCUCUGAGUCUGCCUCGCAGGAGGAGCAGGUCGAGAAGACCGGCUAA
Messenger RNA from Aspergillus glaucus CBS 516.65, 1593 nucleotides. RefSeq lists its product as uncharacterized. The coding region runs from base 1 to 1593 and encodes 530 amino acids. The record is from RefSeq and is a predicted model, not a curated record. Lineage: Eukaryota; Fungi; Ascomycota; Eurotiomycetes; Eurotiales; Aspergillaceae. Gene Ontology annotation, cellular component: membrane. Gene Ontology annotation, molecular function: carbohydrate:proton symporter activity. Gene Ontology annotation, biological process: transmembrane transport; carbohydrate transport. The transcript is spliced from 4 exons.